Molecule: messenger RNA, 363 nt
Organism: Striga asiatica
Lineage: Eukaryota; Viridiplantae; Streptophyta; Magnoliopsida; Lamiales; Orobanchaceae
Source: the annotation of a GenBank genome assembly
AUGUUGAGUGAAAUUUUGGAUUGGUUAACAUCGGAAGCGAUAGAUUUCGAUGAAAAGGCAGAUGCAAUGUGUAAACAUUCAACUAAUCUACCUCCACCGGCAGAGGCCGCAAAUGGGUCGGGCCCAAAAGAUGGCCCACCAGCCAACUCAGCAAAACGGAACUCGGCCCCGAACCCUCGGGACUGCUGCAAGGUCUGGCCAAAGGUCUGGUACUUGCGUACGUCAGCAUCACUCACACUCCUACGGGCAAACUUCAUAGACUCCUCAAAAUGGGCUGCCUUUAUCUCUGAGACCUCGUCUUCAAUAUCCUCGUCCAUCAACUCGGGAUUUUCUCUUCUUCUCUUCUCUCGUUCUAUGUCCUGA